GGAGAGAGAGAGAGAGAGAUAGAAAGAAAGAAAGAGUACGCAAAGUAGAUAGCAUGCAGUAAUCCGGUGCAUUUAGUUGUCGCGUGAGUGUGUGUAGUAUUUUUUCGAUGAAUUAGAAUAAAUAUGCGCUGUCUAAUACGUCUGUGCGUCCUCGCGAUUUUGUUGUUGCACAGUAUAGAGGCGAACAACGAUGAAGCACCGUUAACCAAACUCGGCGGGAAGACAGGGCCGACCUUAAGAUUCUUUUAUUGCUAUUCAUGUGGCUACAGGAAAGUCUUUGAACAAUAUGUGAACAUACUCAGACAAAAGUAUCCAGAGCUUCAGAUUGAGGGGGAGAACUUUAAUCCGCCAGGCUAUAAUAUGUUAAUUGCGAGAAUAUUGGGAACAUUGAAAAUAUUGGUUAUUAUUCUAAUUGUAAGUGGAGUUGACUUUGGUCGUCCUGUGCCAUCCGUGUGGCAAUGGUGCAUAGAGAAUCGUUUUUAUUCCUGUGUAUUGAUUUUCCUGAUCUGCAACGCCAUAGAAGGGCAGUUUAUUUCAUCGGGUGCAUUUGAAAUACAUUUUAACGAUGUUCCUGUGUGGUCAAAGCUUGAAACUGGUAGGAUACCACAACCACAGGAACUAUUUCAAAUAAUCGAUUUCCAUUUAGAAAUGCAGUUUACAGAACGAGAUAUAGGCAAAAUCAGUUUUAAUAAGUAAAGCAUAAUUUCAUUACAUUCUCGGAGAUUAAUAAAUCCAGUCGUGUACUACGCAAGCCAGCAAAGUUUGCGGUGCAAUGUGAUGAAAAUAUGUACAAUAUACUUGUUAAGUAAGUAAAGAAACCUUAACAUAUAUCAUAGAAUGUAAUUCCAACAAGACUAAUAUAUGUAAAUGUAAUUAAAAUAAAACUGUUACCAGACUUUUA
Molecule: messenger RNA, 901 nt
Organism: Dinoponera quadriceps
Lineage: Eukaryota; Metazoa; Arthropoda; Insecta; Hymenoptera; Formicidae
Gene: SelT
Product: selT-like protein
Exons: 4
Coding region: 124-696 (190 amino acids)
Biological process (GO): cell redox homeostasis
Cellular component (GO): endoplasmic reticulum membrane
Molecular function (GO): thioredoxin-disulfide reductase (NADPH) activity
Source: RefSeq, a predicted model, not a curated record